Messenger RNA from Fonticula alba, 2418 nucleotides. RefSeq lists its product as hypothetical. The record is from RefSeq and is a predicted model, not a curated record. The transcript has 11 exons. Bases 109 to 2307 code for a protein of 732 amino acids. Gene Ontology annotation, biological process: nucleotide-excision repair. Gene Ontology annotation, molecular function: ATPase activator activity; double-stranded DNA binding. Lineage: Eukaryota; Rotosphaerida; Fonticulaceae. Gene Ontology annotation, cellular component: transcription factor TFIIH core complex; transcription factor TFIIH holo complex.
CCCUGGCCCUCCUAGGCACACGCAUUUGUCCACCUCCCUCUUUCUGCCCUUCUCCCCCUCCGCCCUUCCCCCCUCCCCCUUCUGCCUAUCCACACGCGCAGUCGCCCGAUGACAACCCACGUCAUCGGCAUGGACCACACGGCCGGAAGCUCUCUUCACCACCAUUCUCACGCGGCCACCUCGAGCAUGAUGUCUGACGACCCCCGGUCGACGGGUUCCCAGUCGCAGGGCGUGGCACCUCCCCAGCAGCAAAGCGGCAGCGGAGGGCUGGUCCUCGGGGCUGGUCCCGGGGCGGCCCCCCCGCUGGUCCUCAACAGCGAGGCUCCGAACAAUCUCUUUGCCUAUCUGGAAACGCUGGAGCCUUCGGCCGUCGCCGCGGCCGCAGCCGCGCAAGGCACCGCCAACGAUGUUCACCGGUUCAUUGCCACCGCCACCACCGAUGACAUCGGCCGUCGCGAGGCGCAUCUGAUCGCGGGGAUCGCCUCGGUUGCCUGCAGCCGGGCGGCCUCCGCGGCCGAGGGGGUCGUGUCGCAGCUCCGGCGCUCGGCAGCCAGGAGCGCCUCCAACACCGGGUCGUCCAUUCCCGACGCCAGCCCCUUGAAGUUGAUCAGCGAUUCCCUGUCCGACCCGGCCUCGCCGGAGGCCGGACAAGCAGCCGACGAUCUGCCCUUCGGAGCGCUUUACUCCCAGCCAGCUCCCUGCCUGGCGAUCCUACAUGCACUUCCCUCUCUGGCGCAGGUGGUCCUCAUCCGGCUGAUGCUGCUGGAUGGCUCGUCUCGCGAUCAGGACCCCGGGGCCAUGUCGGGCUCGGGCAUGCCCUUGUACCAUGCGGGCGUGCAGGAGGCCGAUGUGCUGUCCUGGUUCCGCCUGGAGUCGCGCGAGGCUGUGCGCCAGGAGCUGGCACGUCUGGUCCGACUGUCGGUGAUCAUUGCAGAUCCACCGCUGCCACUGGCGUCCCAGCACCCGGAGCUCUUUCACCAGAUGCAGAAGCUGCAAAACCGCCUCCGGCGCAAGGCCCGGCUCAUUACCCAUCCGGCCACCACGGCCGCCCGGCUGAAUGCCGAAUUGGACUCUCACAUGCGCCCCCCCGUUGAGCCGGAGCUGCCGGACCGCCUGUACACGGUCCGUGCCAACUUCCGCCAGCAACUGAUCUCCACCUGGGGAGAUCUGUCCGGGGCUGCCCGCCCGAGCGGCCAUGAGGAAGCCGCUCGGUUUAUCAGUGCCCGUCCCGGGCCGUUGCUUCCCCUGCACGAUCCGCCGGUCGUGGAGCCCGGCAUGUCGGACCACGAGCGCGCGGCCAUCCAGGCGCAGGAGCGUCAGCGGGCCGAUAUCCAUCCCCUGUUCGCCAUGGUUACCCGGCGGACAUUGGCACAGCACGCGCGCUCCCGCUGGGCCGUGGCCCUUCGACACCUGGUCGAGGCGUCCGGCUAUAUGUCUGGCAUGCAAUGGACCGAGGGCGGGACCUCUGGCUCCGAUCCGAAGGCUGACGACCAGCUGACCCCGCCUCUCAUCAGCGAGCUCCUGGACAAGUGUCAACUGCUCCAGCGAGACUCGACCGGCUCCCUGCGCAUCACCCGGCGCGGAUUCAAGUUCCUUCUGCAGGAUCGCAACCGCCAGCUGUGGACGCUGCUGAUCAAGUACACUCAACUGGCCCCGCCAUGUGGUCACAUCUUCGAGGACGUCCUGACUCUCUUCGUCCAGCUGGCCUAUAUGACAGUCGGCCGGAUAUACUCCUGCGACCAACUGACCACCUCGCAGAAUAUCAUCCUGUCGGAUCUCCAUCAGCUGGGCCUGGUCUACUAUGUCGCCCAGGGCGAGGAUGAGGAUUAUUGCAACAACUACUUCUUCCCCACACCGCUGGCAUCGACAUUGCUUGGAUCCGGUCUGGGCGAGGAUGCCAGCGAGGCGACCGGCGACGCCGAGGGCUUCAUCAUCGUUGAAUCCAACUUCCGCCUCUACGCCUUCACCUCCUCCCCUCUCCAGGCCAGUUUGCUGUCCCACUUCGCCACACCCAAGCACUCGUUCGAUGGCCUGCUUGUAUACCAAAUCGAGUAUGCCUCGGCCAAGGCGGCCUUCGAGCAGGAUAUCACCGCGGUCGAUAUUACCGAGUACUUGUUGAAGAACUCCCAUCCCCAGUCUCGGAAGCAGGAGUACUGGAUCCCUGUUACAGUUGCAGAGCAGCUGGAGAUUUGGUACCAGGAGUACACGGCCGAUGGUGGCACCGGGAGACGCGAGAAGUUCCGUCCCCUGGAGCAUGUGGUCUAUGGGCCGGCCGGCGCGCCAACCUCCUCGCACUACUCGUAUUAGUGUGCAAAGGCCGGCGCCCAGGGCGGACUCGCCCGCUUGGUCUCGCCACAGGAUGCAUUCUGCCACCUUCGCCGUCCCUCCCAAUGGGCGCGAGGGAGGCAGGGGGGGGGG